AUGCAAGUGCUUACACUUGCUAUAGUGUUCAUCACUUUAUUACCCUGUGAGCAGCAAAACACAAAAAUGAAACGUGCUGUGGAUGCCGACUACCGACAGACAAUGCUUGUUCGCGCUGAUAGUAUCCGAAUCAGUCUACCCAACGCGGCUCAAGAGGUUUUCAAUCGCAUGAAUGUAAUCGACUGGAUACGCAAUCAGAACUUUGAUAUUGCGGUUACUAGUGGUGUCACCUGUUUCCAACCUUUACUGCGCAUGGCUGGCAUUCCGCGAUCGGUCAUCGUUACCUCUAGCGAGCCGCUACCAUGGCUCAUAACAACAAUGGGAAUGCCUAUUUCUGAGAAUCCCAUCAUCAAGAAAAUGUCCUACGUACAGCGCGCUAAAAACGUUAUAUCAAGUACGAUAGCAGAUGCGAUACUGCAGCAUAAACUGUUUGAUCCUCUGGAUGAACUGGGAAAAAGGAUUGUUGGCAAUAGAUACACCCCUUUGAAGGAUGCAGUCGGUCAAACAUCAUUCCUCUUAGUCAACAAUGAAAAAUCACUUGACUUUCCUCGUCCGAUUACCUCACAGUGGACAGAACUCAUCUUCGCAGACGUAUUCUCCGAAACUCCCGACACUACCUUCAUUUGGCAAUCUGACCAACUAGUCUCAUCCAACCAGUCCAACGUUGUUUCGGUACAAGAUGUUCCCGAAAUAGACUUACUUGCCGAUCCUCGCGUAUCUGCAGUUAUCACAGAUGGCCACGGAAAUCUAUUGCAUGAUGCCAUAUCCAGUGGCAAACCUGUGCGUUACGUGGUUUGCAUCCCAUCUGACCAAGAGCAACUGCGGAACUGCCAUCAGCUUGAGAAAAAGGGAGCAGCUCUCGUGAAAGCAUGCUGGGAAGUCAAACCCAGACAUAUUAAGGAUAUGAUGAAACAAGCCUUGAAAACAGAAACCCAUAGCUCCGCUAGAUUGGUUUCGGAAGCGAUUGCGUCUGAACCAAUCAAGGCGCAGGAGCGCCUAGCUCGUACAAUUGAGUCUCCUCACUGCCUGGAUUAUGCAAACUUUGUGGGAUAA
Molecule: messenger RNA, 1053 nt
Organism: Strongylus vulgaris
Lineage: Eukaryota; Metazoa; Nematoda; Chromadorea; Rhabditida; Strongylidae
Source: the annotation of a GenBank genome assembly